Molecule: messenger RNA, 2763 nt
Organism: Aspergillus calidoustus
Lineage: Eukaryota; Fungi; Ascomycota; Eurotiomycetes; Eurotiales; Aspergillaceae
Source: the annotation of a GenBank genome assembly
AUGACAGAGACCUCCCCAGUCGCCAUCACGCAUCCAGCCACGGAGCCUUACCCGGUCACCGCCCCUCUGAACUCGCCCAUCGUCAACGGCACCGUCUCGGACUCGGCUGCGCCCGAAGAUGAGGAGCCGUACACCAUAAAAUGCAUUUGUGCAUUCGAAGAUGACGAUGGGAACACGGUCUUUUGCGAACGCUGCGAGACCUGGCAGCAUAUCGAUUGCUACUACCAUGGUCGAGUUGUCCCUGAGGUCCACAACUGUGUCGACUGUGAGCCCCGUCAUCUGGAUGCGCGGCGCGCCACUGAACGACAGAGACAGAGACGCCUCAGAGAACAUAGCGAUGGCGGUGACCGCAAGGCCAAACGGUCAGGGGCAAAGAGUCACAAGAAAAAGGUAAAGGAACACGGGGAUCAGGUAAAUGGUUUUCACCAGCGAUCUGAGUCAAGCAGUCGUGACCUACCUCCCUCUAAGAAGGCGAAGUUAAGCCAUCGUACUUCUGGCUCCAUCAGUUCACUCUCAGGAAUUCCCACUCUCGCCUCUGAUUCGCGCAAGCGCACCGCAGCCUCCAUGAGCCCAACAAAGCCCCCAGGGCCGUCCAUUCCCCUCUAUUCGAAUGAGUUUCUUCAUCUAUAUGACCGUGAUCAUGGCCAUGCCGAUAUCGAUGGUAAUCUCUUUGUCAAUCUUACGCUUGCAGCCGAUCUCGCGUCGUGGGUUAAGGACCCGACAGCGCUCGCGCGUGCAGCCAACGGCCGUCCUGCUGAAGAUAUAUUUACCCGAUCCGGUGCGGCUCUAGACCGAUCCCAUUGGCCAUCUCUAUCCCUGGAGUCGAUUACGGAUUCGAAUACUGAAAUUGAUGGCACACAUCCGACCUGGAAACUUCUCAAAACACGAAAUCGGGUCAGUAAGGAUGAAAUUGUUGGAGAAAUCACGGGCAAGAUCGGCUUACUGCGCGAUUACUCUCUUGAUCCCAGCAACCGUUGGCAGGAAUUACGGCAUCCUGAGCCAUUUGUCUUCUUUCAUCCACAGCUUCCAAUCUACAUUGACAGUCGGCAAGAGGGCAGCAUACUCCGCUAUGCUAGGCGCUCCUGCCGUCCGAACUUGACGAUGAAGACCUAUAUCACCAACGAGGUAGAAUAUCAUUUUUGCUUUGUCGCUAAGGAAGACAUCGCCGCAGAUUCCGAAAUUACCGCGACCUGGUAUCUUGACGCUCAGUUGUUUGGAUCCACCAACAGCCUGGUCAAGCAGGAGCCCGGCGAUAGUAUGCCGGAAAUGGCCGCUACCUGCAUCAGCAACGUUCUGGCUAAUUUUGGGGGUUGCGCCUGCGUUCCGUCUCCUAAUUGCUUACUCUCCAGCCUCGAUCGUCGGCGGUAUCUCAAGAACUCGGAUGGUAGCUUGAAACAAGCACAUGCGAAGCGGAGAAAGACGAAAAGCAAGUCGAAUACAACGCCACCAACUAACAAUAGCCGUGCCGGGAGCGAGUCCAUCAAGAACCCUGAAGAAGACGAUCACGCGGACAGUCAUUCUGCAUCAGGCUCCACGCACUGGCAAACCAAUAGUCGUGACCUCACACCAACCUUGCAGACCCCAACUGACGUGCAAAAUGCUUUCGGUGAUUCUGAACUCUCAGCCCGCGAGAGGCGUAAAAUUGCCGCGGCAGAGAAGAAGUUUCAGCAAUUAGAGCAGGAUCAACAGCAGGCCACUCACAAACGGAAGAAGCGGGUCAGUGGACAGUCGACUCAGACAGGCAGCAACACGUUUGACCGUCAGUCAUACUCGCCUCCGUUAUCGACAGGCCGACACGCGUCACCCCGUAAAUCGUCUCUUCCAAGCACUCCCUCCGCGCGAUUUCCGCCGGGCCGUUCUCAAUAUGUGGACUCGGCUGUUCAAGCAGAGUUGGAUGCGGUGAACGGCGUGACACCAAGUCCUCCAUCCUCCAGGCGGCCCAGCUUUACCCCUCUCACGCAGCGUCUUUUGAAGCGAUGUUACACCGAUCGAGUACGGUUAGAACAGCUUAGUCUGCAGCAACCCACGUCUCCUCUCUCCAACAAUAUCACACAUGAAAAGACAAUGGCCUCGACGCGCGCUGGAGUCUCUACCCCUACGCCCACCACUCCUAGUGCAUCUGGUGAAAAGGAAGACGUAGAAAUGCGAAAUCUAGAGUCGCCAACGGGAUCGUCGUCGGCACGGUCGCAAACACGAAAUACGACCGUCGAGAACUCACCAACGUAUGGGCGUGGUUCGGGCAAAUCGUUACCGCCACCACCCUGGCCGUCCAGCGCGGCACAUAUUGCUCGAUUACCUGCGCGGAAGGCCACAAGCCCUCGCGUGGAUACCGGUGUACAUAUUACUCCGAGCGCUGUCAACUUCGUGCCGUCUGCUACUAGCCCAAAUUCUGCGCUGUCGUCAGCCCUAUCAUCACCGUCCACUUUGGAUCCGUCCUUGCAGCAUCCCGCAACUGCUGCUCCUGGGGCAGGGGUGGCUGCACCUAGUCCAGUCAAAAAGAAGCUUAGCCUGGGCGACUACCUGAUGCAAAGAAGUUCUUUGAAGACUCCUACCACGGAGAAGACGCAGGCGCAAGCCACUGCAAUGCCAGCCCCAACCCCGCCUGCUAUACCUUCAGAUAGACGUGACAGUCUAAACGCGGCAAGUGGUACGCAGCCGGAAUUCGGCUCUUCAGCUUCAGCAAAAACCCCGAGCAAUGUGGACGUUGCGAUGAAAGGUGUAUCGGGCUCCACACACCCAACACAUCUCCCCUCUGCUUCCUAA